GGAGCAGACGUGUGAUUCUCAUCCUGAAUUUUCCUUGUAUGGUUCCCCACUGAAUACCCAUGUUGAAAAGUGACUGUUAAUCCAUUUGUUCAAAAUAAGCGAUAAAAAGUGAAUAACAGGUGGCUACAAGGCAGCGCUCAACUGGUGUUGCAUUUUUUGGCUACUUUGAUCGUGAAGUCAACGGAACAACAAGUUGCUGCAGCAGUUUCGACGUGACCUUAUAGCUUAUUGGCAGACAAAAAAAAAUCAGCAAAACUUGAGUGGAGUUGAGUCACAUGAGAGAAGAAUCAUCUCGAUUGAAACGAAACGCCGAAGCUUGUCUGUCGGUGAACUGAUUCAAUUUGGAUGAAUAAAGCGAUGGUGCAGUCUCGUAGUAUGUUUUAGAUACUGAGUGAGUUGUUUUUGGGAAGUUUUGAAGACCCCGGUAGACACCUCGGCGUCGGCAGAGUUUGAUUGCGCGCGAUCCACAAGUAAUAGGUAUUUUGGUGGGUGGCAGUGUGUUAGAUAGAUGCCUUUGUUGUUUUCGCUAUUACCUUUUGUGCAAUUAGCUGUGAUUCUCGUGCAAUGAGUAAAAUGAUUUAUUUAUGAUUGUCGUAAUAGGUAGAUACAGAGAGUGUAUCAAGAAGUGCAUUACCUCAGUAGGCUGAAAACGAGAGCGUGUUUCUACGGUGACGGUUACGAAGUGUUGUGUACAGAUGCAGUAGAUGAAGAUAGGACAAUGAUGAAUGCGAAAUCAUCGUGCUAAAGGGGCAUUGAUUAAAGAAAAAAUGAGCAAAUAGGCGUGUAAUACAACACACGUAUACAUCGUAGAAUGAGUGAUAUAAGUGUCUCGUCUCGAAAGCAGAGAGAGUAAACACAGGCAAGGAGGCAACAGUGUGUCUAUGCCAAACGAAUGGGUUCGUUCAUCAAUGUGUGUUAUCAUUGAUUACAAGUGUCAAUAGGUGAUAUAUUUUCUCAGUUUUCACAGAAAUAUCGAUGAAUAAUUCGAAGACGAUAGAAGUUUGUAAACAACAUCAAUGCAUGCUACCAGAUUAUUUGGGUUUGGAAACGAGUUCAAAGUUCCAUACAGGGUUGUAAACAGUGAUUAGUACACAUUUCAUCGAUUUGAUUGGAAUUGGAAAACACCUUGAGGUGUCAACGAGGAACGAAACAGAGAAAACUCUCAACACAACAAGAGAGAAAAAUCGAAGGAUAUCCAGCUGCCGUUGUUGGUGCUACACGGCAAGGACACAACAAGGAAGAACCGGCAUUCUUCCAACAUUCUUGUAACGAUAACGUGGCCUAGGUGAUAAACUACCAAACCGUCAAAGCUAUGAGUGCUGCCAGUAUAUUAGAGUUACAAACGUGGAUCGUUUAUCAGCGGAUUGCUGCGGAAUGUGCAAACUGUUUGUUUAUGACCGACAAUGCAUUCAAAGCGAAAGACAUCGGUCUGCGGGCGCAGAAGAAGAUCCUAUCCCGCAUGGCCAGCAAGAAUGUGGCCAAGGUUUUCAUCGAUGGAACGACCGCAUCGCUGCUGGACAACGUCUACCGGUUAGCAAAGACACACACCGGUAACAAGAAGGACGCGGAACGUCUAGUCAAGAACGUCAUCAAAAUCGUGAUCAAAAUUGCCGUCCUCCACCGCAACGGUCAGUUCAACGCGGACGAACUGAAGCUGGCCGAUCGAUUCCGAGCCAAGUUCCAAACCCUGCAGAUGGCCAUCAUUUCGUUCUACGAAGUGGACUACAGCUUCGAUCUCAACUAUCUGCUCAAAUCGCUACAGGAGGUACAAGCGUUGCUCAAAUCCUGCGUCGAGCGGCACCUGACGGACAAGUCGAUCGGCCGGAUCGAGGAGGUGUUUGCCUUUUUCAGAGAUCCGUCCCUGCUGGAGACGGCAUUCCGGCAGGAGUCGCCCUACCGGGACCUCAUGGAUAAGAUCAUCGCCGAUCUGAACAAAGCGAUGGAGAACGGAGAUAUUUAAUGGCGCUGCUGUAGCAUGUUAGGCACCGUAAGUGAACCUAUAAAUCAGAGCUUGUUUGGACGAUAAUUUGUACUUUUUGUGUAGAUUAGCGCGUCGUACGUGAGAAUUAGGGUGGUAAUUCUUGCGUGUAGUGAUAAUUAAGCAGGAAACUAUGGUAUUAUUUGCUAGGAACCUGGGCCUAUUUUCCAAGCCAAAAACACGCUUACUGCAAUGGCUCUAAUAAUGCUAAUUUAUUUGUUGUUCUGAAUUAGGUGUGUUAAGGCUUGUUGCUGAUCCGUCGCUUGCCAGUCACUAGAAUGGCGGAUCAGCAUACUCGGAGCUAAAUUAUCAUCCUUUCGUUGAUAGUAUUAUCAAUGAGGUUAUUACUAUAAGUUCCAAAAGCUAGGAUUACAAUCGUACUGUUGCACAACAAUGAUGAUGAUACGAAGCUAGAUUACACUCAAAGAAAAUGUCUUAGUCAUUACUGGUAGGAAUGGGUAGUUGAACUUCGGGGUGAUGAUAACUAAUGGCAGCGACUGUUACAGAGUUAGUCAGAUCAAAUCUACGUACUUUUAUAAAACUCGUUUCAACAUUUUGCAGUAUGCAGAGAUUAGAAAAAAAAAUGAAAUUCGGAGUGGUCAAGCCGGGUCUACGAAGUUCGACUACCAACGCACAGUUUUGUGUUAUGUUUGGAGAUGCUUGUAUACAGUCGUCCUAAUCUCAAUAUUCGGUUUCUUCAUCCGCAGUCAGAGCCGACGUUCAUCACACUUGCCUGUUGUUAGAUGAGUGUGUAAAUAAUAAAUAACUCAUAUCUUGAAAAGAAAAUAACAACAACAUUAAUGAAUGAUAUUUGAAGAAACAAAAGAAACAACACUGCGCUCUUUUACGCACACUGUUAGGUACCCGGAGAGGGAGGCAAAAAACUAUACAGCAACUUUGCUAUUGUCUAAGAUUGAAAUAUAAAUUUAAAACAGAUAUUCUAAGUCAUAUAUCUUAUCUACAUAGACUUUUUUGAAUAGGCAAAAACCGAACAAGUAACAGAAAACAACUCAUAUCAACGACCCGCACCGCCGAGGUCUAAAGUGGGAAAACAAAUUUUCCUCAACUUUUCGAAUGUACUUAAGAAGAAGCAACCACACUCACAAAUUAAUAGGAAAAUAUUCGUAGGACAUAUUAUGUAGGCAAACUCAACAGCUGGAUUUCACGUUACUCGUUUGUGCGCGGUUAGGGAAGAAAUUUGAAAAUGUAUUUGUUAGAACAACAAGAAGAAACGAAGAUAUAAUUUUACGACCGGAAUUACAAACCAACACAAACAAACUCACAUAAGAAGGACCAGUUUUUCCUUUAUUUGAUUUGCGAGUAAGAGAAGAAGAAUUUGAGUAGAUACACACAUAAUGGACACCGGACGAAAAUUCGUAUAACCAAUCGAAAUUGAUUUGAAGAAAAUCCAGUGCAAACAUUCUAGACAACAUAUGUAGGUAAUGAUUGCCUUCAGAGAAAGGAAGAGAAACAUUUGUGUAUUGUUAGAAAUGGAUAAUCGUUGUCUAACUUGUGGUUCGAGGUGCCUGCUGGAGUGAGUACAAGCACACCACCAACAAUGUAAACAAACAGAUGAUAUUUUGAUCGGAGUUGAAAAUAAAGCGGAGGUGUAUUGAAA
This is a messenger RNA of Ochlerotatus camptorhynchus, 3596 nucleotides long. RefSeq names its product Tumor necrosis factor alpha-induced protein 8-like protein sigmar (gene sigmar). The record is from RefSeq and is a predicted model, not a curated record. Lineage: Eukaryota; Metazoa; Arthropoda; Insecta; Diptera; Culicidae. Gene Ontology annotation, biological process: regulation of apoptotic process. The transcript is spliced from 4 exons. The coding region runs from base 1313 to 1960 and encodes 215 amino acids. Gene Ontology annotation, cellular component: cytoplasm.